Erigeron canadensis is the source of this 1634-nucleotide messenger RNA. Its product is annotated as cell cycle checkpoint control protein RAD9A. Lineage: Eukaryota; Viridiplantae; Streptophyta; Magnoliopsida; Asterales; Asteraceae. The record is from RefSeq and is a predicted model, not a curated record. Bases 61 to 1374 code for a protein of 437 amino acids. Gene Ontology annotation, cellular component: checkpoint clamp complex. The transcript is spliced from 10 exons. Gene Ontology annotation, biological process: DNA replication checkpoint signaling; mitotic intra-S DNA damage checkpoint signaling; cellular response to ionizing radiation.
UGUCUUCUCUCUCAACCCCCUCCAUAAAAAAAGAAAGAAACAGAACAAAGCAGAGGGAGGAUGGAGUGGAGGGUGAGUGGAAACGCUCUGAAGACAUUUGGUCGAUCAAUCACGUGUCUCGCACGCAUUGGCAAUGAACUCACCAUCCAAGCUUCCCCUUCUCAGUUAGCUUUGCACACCCUGAACUCUUCGAGGUCUGCGUACCAGUCUAUCAUACUAAAGCCGUCCUUCUUUGAUAUCUAUUCAAUUACUGGAUUACCCCAAGUCCAAUGCAGUGUCCUUCUCAAGGCCGUCUGUGCUGUUUUUAGGACGCCAUUGACAAGUAUUGACCACUUAACCGUCACAUUGCCUUCUUCUGAUUCAUCAAAAGUGCAGUGGACUUUGGACUGCUACAAUGGUAUGAAAAAGUCAUACUGGAUUACAUGCAAUAUUGAAGCAGAUGUACAACAGCUUUCUCUUGAUAGAAGAAGGCUUCCAAGCAGCUUCGUAGUGAGACCUCGUGAUCUGAACAGAUUACUUGCUAAUUUUCAGUCCUCCCUUCAGGAAAUUACCAUCAUAGCAACAGAGCCCACAUCUUUACCAUCUGAUGAAGCAGCUGAUGAAGUUGGAGGGAAAGCUGUUGAACUUAGAAGCUAUAUAGAUCCCAGCAAAGAUAAUGAUUCGUCGUUACACACUCAGUUGUGGAUAGACCCUUGUGAGGAGUUUGUGCAGUAUACACACACUGGAGAUCCUGUGGAUGUUACCUUUGGAGUGAAGGAAUUAAAGGCGUUUCUUUCAUUUUGUGAGGGAUGUGAAGUGGACAUACACUUGUAUUUUGAGAAGGCUGGCGAGCCCAUUCUGAUGGCACCAAAAUUUGGUGUGGAGGAUAUCUCUGUUUCAAACCUUGAUGCCACUUUAGUACUUGCAACCAUGCUGGUGUCUCAGCUACAAGAUAGAACUACAGAAGAACCUAUACACGCAGCUGCUGGAACAGAGGACCAGCCUGAAAAAGGGAAUGUGUCUGAGCAUCCAUCUGAUCACACUAGAAUUUGGUCAGAACUUUCAGCAAGUGCCCAAAGAAGUGCUAAUAGGCAUAGUGGCGGCAUUGAAGGUGACAGGGGUCUGAAUAUAAAUGAUCCUGGGAAUAUUCAGAGGAUUAGCACGAUGCACAUUUCUAGAGCUGGACCAGACGCAGGAAAUGUCACAGCCAACAUCAACCGCCCGAGGCAAAUGGAGGAUGUCGAACAACGUCAAGAUGGAGCCGAAAUUAAUGGUCAGGGUACCGUCUCCCAACGCCAUCAUAGUAACUGGGUUGAUGCAGAUGAUGAUGAUGAUGGAGAGGAUUCAGAACCCUGUGUCCAAGCAACACCACCAUAUUGUCAGGAGCAACAUUGAUCAAAUGUUACAUUGAAAGGUAUAUUCAGCUAACAUCAAAUGACGUGUUAGUGAGCCGUGAGCCCCCUUUCUUUUCUGGUGACACCUUCAUAGGCUUUAACAUUUGUAAUUUUACCAAUAUAUGUUAUCUUGCAAGAUAAGGUUGAGCUCAAAGGAUGGUGUGUAGUAUAUGUAAAUUGCUGCUGUGUCUUUUUUUAAAUAGGAAAUGAGGUUUUAGUAUUACUACUUGGUUAGUUUAUGUAAAACAAUGUCAUCGUGCA